Trichoderma citrinoviride is the source of this 588-nucleotide messenger RNA. RefSeq lists its product as hypothetical. The transcript has a single exon. The record is from RefSeq and is a predicted model, not a curated record. NCBI's taxonomy places the organism in Eukaryota, Fungi, Ascomycota, Sordariomycetes, Hypocreales, Hypocreaceae. Bases 1 to 588 code for a protein of 195 amino acids.
AUGAAGAGUCAAAUUCUUACUUCCAUCGGCCUCUUUGCCGCUUCUGCUUUCUCCCAGGCUGUUAUUGACAGCGGAACUGGAUUUGGAACCUACUACUACGACGUUGAGCAAGUAGAGGCCUGCGGUACCAGUUUCGCCAACCAGAACCUGGGCUUUGUCGAAUGCAACUUUUUGACGGGCCUUUCUCUCGAUGAAAUUGACAGCAACUACAUCGUUGCUAUGAACCACACGCAGAUUGCUGGCGACCUUGCCAAGUACUGUGGAAAGCGAGUUAUUGUCACUGCCAAUGGCGUCACGUCGGACCUCCCGCUGUUUAUUGGUGAUGGAUGUCAACGAUGCGGCACUGGCUCCAGCACCAACACUGUCUGGAACCCUAACGGCGCCCCUGGAUUGGACUUCAGCUACACCGUCCUCAGUGAGCUCAACAGCAACGCAUGCUUCGCCGGCCACAUUGACAUCUCUUGGGAGAUUGUUGACGAGACACUCUACGACUUCGACACCAACGCUCCUGGCCAGCCCACCGGCCCUGUGAACCAGCGCCGCUCUGUCAGCCAACGAUCUGAGAGAGCUACUCGCCGACGCCGUUAG